AUGUCGAGUGGGAAAGAUCGAAGAGCAGAGAUAGAGGCGAAGAAAGCAAAGCUUGCGGAAUUGCGCCGGAUGAGGGAGGAGAGGAAGGCAGCGUCCCUCGCAGAAGCUGCUUCACGCCGGGAUAGCGAGAUACCUACCUCUACCCCGGCAUCUAGGGCAACAUUUACAGAUGUCAACGACCUGGUCGCGUCUCUUAUCGGGCCUAGAAGCGAGGCAGGAGUAGGGACAUCGACCGAUCUGCCGCACUCACGAGGGUCUAUCCCUCCGUCCCCCGGAGGGGGAAGGGUACCGACCCCCGCACUGGGUGUAUCUGGACUGUCAUCUUCUGCAAGGGAAAGUGAUGCUGGAUCGGAUCGACAAAUGUACGGUUCGGCGCCAUCUGGGCUUGCGCAUGACUCUUCGGGCCAUGGAUUUGAGCCAUCGCCCAUGCGAGUCACCGUCGAUCUGAUAGAUGUAGAACAGGACCUUUUCGAAUUUCCUCAAAAGCAAAAGGUCAUGUACAACAAAGAGAUCCAGACUGCAGACCUGGAGAGCGACGACGAGAAGCGUCCUUCGGAAGACGAGAUUCGGAUUCGGAUCCAGAAGGAGGAAGCUGAGCGAGCUGCGAGAGAACGAGAUAUUGAGGAGGAAUCAAUACGGAUGGAACAGGAGCUAGUAGCGGAUAUUAGAGUGCUCACUGAGGAGGAGAGGCUUGGGAUUCUUCAAGAUCCGGGCUUUAUCGACUUUGUGGAUCAGUCCUCUAAGAUCGUCCAACGGGCAUUACAGGAUCGAUAUGACUACACUCGCGAUUACCGCAUCAGCACAGAUGUGGCUGCGGAUGAGCUGGAAGGGGAGAAGGUAAAGCGCGUAUGCGCAUUUUUCGACGACCGAUGGACUAAGAACCGGUCCGUGACCGAUGUGGACUGGUCUCACAAGUUUCCCGAACUCUGCGUGGCGGCGUAUAACAAGAAUCCAAGUGCGCUGAAUGACCCAGACGGGGUUGUGCUGGUUUGGAACAUGCACCUGCUUGAAAGACCAGAGUUUGUCCUUCAUUCGCAGCAGUCCGAUGUCUUGGCUGUCAGAUUUUCGCCGUAUCAGUCUAAUCUUAUCUUUGGCGGAACGUAUUCUGGCGAAAUCCUGCUCUGGGAUACAAGGCAUGGAAGGCAUCUCCCGGUUUUGAAGACGACCCGGUCGUCCAUCGGUGGACACUUCUAUCCGGUGUACAAUAUGCAGGUGGUGGGCACCCAGAACGCGCACAACCUGAUCACGGCGGAUACGGAUGGGAAGGUCAAUAGCUGGCUGGUCGACAUGCUUGCGCAACCCCAAGACUUUAUCCAGCUGACCCACAAUGGACACAGCAAGACAGACGAUGUCGCUGUCAGCGCGAUGGACUUUCCGCCGAACGAGACAUCGAUGUUCUAUGUUGGCACAGAGGAAGGCAGUGUCUACCAAGCCCUGAGGCACGAUCGCGCCGGCGUCAAGGCAGGAUUGCAUAAUGCCGACGUGUAUCGUUCGCAUCGUGCGCCUGUGACGAGCUUGUCAUGCAACAAAGUAGCUGGCGCGGUCGAUUUCUCGGACUUAUUCCUGACGGCUAGCAUGGACUGGAAGAUCAAGUUGUGGCGAGGUCGUGCGCCCGCGGCCGGGCAAGUACAGCAGCUGCAACAGGGGCAGCAGGCACACGAGGUCCACCCUUUGCAUACGUUCGACGGUGCCGACGAGCCUGUGUAUGACGUUAAGUGGCACCCACAGAAUCCGGCGCUGUUCGGUGCGGUCGAUGGGUCAGGCAAGUUUGACUUGUGGAACCUCAACGCGGACACGGAUGUGCCUACAGUGUCAACGUCUCUCUCUAACCGAGCGCUGAACAAGCUUGUGUGGGAAUCGAAAGAAGGUCGGCGGGCAGCGAUCGGUUCUUCCGAAGGAAGGGUACACAUCGUCGAUAUUGGCGAGUUGGCGAUCCCACGCGAGUCCGAAUGGACCGAUAUGCAGCGUGUCAUCGCUGGCAUGCCUAUCGCACGGGAGAUGCCGAUCUUCUUGGAGGGCGAGGGGCGCGGUCGGGUUAGCUCGGGGGGCAUGGGGUAUGGUGAGGGCGGGAGAGGGUUUGGAGGAUAUGACAGGCGGACAAGCGCGGGCAUGUACGGUGUUUGA
Messenger RNA from Dacryopinax primogenitus, 2124 nucleotides. Its product is annotated as WD40 repeat-like protein. Gene Ontology annotation, cellular component: cytoplasmic dynein complex. The record is from RefSeq and is a predicted model, not a curated record. Bases 1 to 2124 code for a protein of 707 amino acids. Gene Ontology annotation, molecular function: dynein heavy chain binding; dynein light chain binding. NCBI's taxonomy places the organism in Eukaryota, Fungi, Basidiomycota, Dacrymycetes, Dacrymycetales, Dacrymycetaceae. The transcript has 8 exons. Gene Ontology annotation, biological process: transport along microtubule.